Camelina sativa (false flax) is the source of this 1738-nucleotide messenger RNA. RefSeq names its product shikimate O-hydroxycinnamoyltransferase-like. The record is from RefSeq and is a predicted model, not a curated record. Gene Ontology annotation, molecular function: acyltransferase activity, transferring groups other than amino-acyl groups. NCBI's taxonomy places the organism in Eukaryota, Viridiplantae, Streptophyta, Magnoliopsida, Brassicales, Brassicaceae.
CUUCUACGGUCUCCACGUUAUUUAGCCGAGGGAGUCGUGUUUUUAGGCACGUAUCUGGAUUUUUUUUGUAAAGCAGGAGCCAUAGUGAAUAGUGAUUGUGGAUCAAAAAUGAAGAUUUGGGUAAAGCAAACUACGGUCGUGAAGCCAGCUAAAGAAACGCCUACACAUAGUUUAUGGCUUUCCAAUUUGGACCUGAUACAAGUAAGGUUUCACAUGGGCACACUCUACUUCUUCAAUCCUUGUUCCUCCUCCAAUCUUCCCAACACUCAACUCCUCAUCGAUGCUCUGAGCAAGGUUCUUGUCCUCUUCUAUCCUGUCGCUGGAAGACUCCAAAAAGGUAAGACUCGAAAACGCAAUGGGAGGUUGGAGGUCCGAUGCAAUGGAGAAGGAGUUAUGUAUGUGGAGGCUGAGACUGAUUCUACUGUACAGGACAUUGGCUUACUCACUCAAAGUUUGGAUCUUUCUGAACUUGUACCUACUAUUGACUACUCAGGAGACAUCUCCUCCUUCCCUCUUGUUCUCUUUCAGGUCACCUAUUUCAAAUAUGGAGCGAUCUGUGUUGGAAGUUCAAUACACCAUACAUUCGGGGAUGGUACUUCUCUUGGGUAUAUCAUGGAAGCAUGGUCUCAAACUGCUCGGGGACUUUCAGUUAAGCUAACACCGUUCUUCCACCGCACUGUUCUUUGUGCAGGGGAGCCUCCCUGUCCUGUCUUUCCUUACACAGAAUACCAACCACCCCCAUUUCGCAAUCCUCGGAUGAAAUCCCUGGCUUAUAGAUCAAAUCCUGAAUCUGAUUCUGCAAUUGCCAGUCUCAAGCUCACACUUCUUCAACUGAAAGCUCUUAAAGCAAAGGCUGAGAUUGCUGAUAGUAAGUUCAGUACUUAUGAAGUUCUGGUGGCGCAUAUUUGGCGUUGUGCUUGCUUUGCAAAUGAAGAUUUAAGUGAAAAAGACUUGACGAGAUUGCAUAUCAUAGUUGAUGGGAGGUCAAGGCUACGACCUAAGCUUCCGCAAGGAUACAUUGGGAACACUCUCUUUCAUGCUCGACCGGUAUCACUGUUGGAUGAUUUUCGCAGAGAGCGUUUCACCAGAACAGUGGAGAGAGUUCAUAAAGAAAUAAGGAAAAUGGACAACACGUACUUGAGAUCAGCAAUAGACUACUUGGAGAGACAUCCUGAUCUCGAUUACUUAGUUCCAGGGGAAGGGAAUCCGAUCUUCAGCUGCGCAGCAAACUUCUGCAUCGUCAGUCUAACGAAGCAGAUUGCUUCUGAACUGGAUUUUGGAUGGGGAAGGGCCUUCUACGAGAGAGGUUCACAUAUGAAUGAAGGGAAAGGAUUUGUAUUUGGGAGCACAGACGAAGAAGGGAGCUUGAUAGUGACCAUGUGCUUGAAGAAGACUCAGCUUGGUAAGUUUCAGAAGCUGUUCUAUGACUUUCUCAAUGUGUCUGCGUUGUGACAGUUAAGACAGAGACGGCAGGAAUGUAUCUCAUUUGUUUUCUUAUUUCUACUUCCCACAUCGAUAACUUCAGCUGUGUUCUAAACUUGAGAAGUAGUAUAAAUAAAGCAGCCACGGGUCCUAGCAAAUCAUACCUUUCUCGGCCUUUUGGCUAAGAUCAAGUGUAGUAUCUGUUCUUAUCAGUUUAAUAUCUGAUAUGUGGGCCAUCGGCUCACACGAUAUUAACUCUAUUUUUUAAGGGGGAAAGCCCAUUAAGAUAGCUUGCUAUCUGGGCUUUCGCGAGUCG